This is a messenger RNA of Prorocentrum cordatum, 762 nucleotides long. Lineage: Eukaryota; Dinophyceae; Prorocentrales; Prorocentraceae. The record is from the annotation of a GenBank genome assembly.
GCCGCUCCGAGUUCGGCCCGAGCCCUCCACUGGGCGCUCGGCGAGUCGGCGAGGGUCCCGCCCCCGCCGCCCGUGGCGGGGCCGAGCCGCGCGAGCGCGCAUCCUGCUGCCGCCUCCGGCGGCCGCCGCCGCCCCUGUCCGGACCUGGAGAGAUGCGGGCGCUCCUCGGCCGCGCCGCGGCCUCCCGCGCGCGGCUCGCCGCGCCGCGUGGGGCGCCGCGGGGCUGGCAGGCGCUGCCGGCGCUCGCCUCGCAGACCCGGGGCAUGAAGUUGACGCCGCGGGAGCUGGACCACCUGCGGCUCUCGCAGGCGGGCCAGCUGGCCCAGCGGCGCCUGGCCCGCGGACUGCGGCUGAACCACCCCGAGGCUGUGGCGCUCAUCGCCAGCCAGAUGAUGGAGUUCAUCCGGGACGGCGAGUCCGUGUUUGCCCUCAUGGACAUAGGCAAGCAGCUGCUGGGCCGCCGGCAAGUGCUGCCCGGCGUCGCCCAGCUCCUGCACGAGGUGCAGAUCGAGGCCACCUUCGCAGACGGCACGAAGCUGCUGACGGUGCACUCGCCAGUCUCGGCGCUGGACGGCGACAUGUCCCUGGCGCUGAAGGGCUCCUUCCUGCCCGAGCCGGAGCUGUCCGCUUUCGGGGAGAUGGUGGAAGACGGCGAGGUGCCCGGCGAGGUUCUCAUCGAGGACGGUGAGGGCAUCGAGCUGAACAAGGGGCGCCGCCUCGUCGAGCUUCAGGUCACGAACACUGGAGACCGCCCGAUCCAGG